AUGGAAGCAACAUGCGUCGUCAAUGACCGACCAGUACUUGACGACGGAAGUCACCACAAUGGAAACCACGCAAAACAUCCGGACCAAAUCGCUUGCUUGAUACGGGCUCCACAGGCCAAGUCCUGCAUCCCAUGUCGACUCCGCAAGGUCAAGUGCAGUGGCGGCCAACCGUGCCAGACCUGUAUCAAGAGGGCUCAUCCGCAACUGUGCUCAUAUAGCCCCGAAACUUCGAAGCAAUUGCGGAGGAGUAGAGCGAGGUCCGAGAGGCACAAUGGCAGCCAUCGACGAUCGGAUUUACCUUCUCGCGCCCUAGACCUUUCCCCCGUUUCCCAAUCACACCCGCAGCGUGCCAGCAGUGACCAUCGGGGCGACUCUUAUUCGACAUGCGACAAUCCGAACAAUGCCGGCGGACAGGAUGUGACCCCUCAAACUGCCAGAGACAACUCGGUACUGGCCUUACUUAGCCAAGCAUCCGAUCAACCGGCCGCUGCCCUCCGGCCAGAUGUUCGCUCGGCGCUCGGCCUACGUAACUCGAUCAGCGCUAAUCUAUUCUCCGAAUCGGAGAGUCUCCAGUCCAGAUGGGAAAGUCUCAUCAAGAUAAUCCCACGCCAAAGUGAAAUUCUGCAGCUUUACCCAGUCUAUCGCAACACAGCGCAUCUUUUCAAUCCCAUCGUCGCAAGAGUGGAUCAGUUUGAGACCUCCAUGUUUGAAUAUUUGCAAGCGCUGGACUCCGGAGUGUUCGAGAGUCCUUUGUGCUCCUCUAAGAAAUGGGCCGACAACGCUUCCGUGGACUUCAUUGCCCUACUCUUGGCAACGCUUUCUUUGGGGGCCCACUUCCUGCCACAGUCUUCCUGGGGACCUGAAUAUUCUCUACAGUUCCUAAAAAGGGCUUUCACUGCUCUUCAACUGGCGAACUAUCUCUUCCGACCAACCCACGACAAUGUUCAAACCUUACUUCUCGUUGGAGCAUGUCUUCAAAACAAUGGGCAAUCUAGUGCUGCCUGGGCCAUGUUGGGGACAACUGCGAGGCUUGCCCAGUCAUUAGGCUUGCAUCAGCACGAAUCUGCCCAGCGAAUGUCCCGUGGCGAGAGGACGUUAUGGUGGGUUCAAAUAAGCUCAACUCCUGAUACGUUUUCACGAGAAGAGAGAGCUAACGCGCGUCUUCAAUGCUACAGGCGGAUAAUAGGCUGGCAGGAUGUUCUUUUGUGUCUGUGUCAUGACCAGCGCCCAAUCAUCCAUGAUCAGAACAUCAUUUCCGUGAAGGAUGUUUCUCAACCGCCUCAGAACUUAUCCUUUCUCGGAGUCAUGGAUGGUAUAGUCCGAGCCAUGCUAGAAGCUCUCCACACGCGCGAAUCGAUGACGCUUGAGCGACGGGCUCAGCUCGUGGAUGAGCUGGAUCUCUACAAGGGAAAUGCACUACCCCAUCUUCAGCAAUUCCUCCCCGGUGCCAGCCUGCAAGAGCGCUCGGAACUAUUUGCGAUGCAAAUGAAUAUGUCUUUCGCUAUUUCCGUCUUGUGCAGGCCAGCCCUGCAAAUUUCCAUAACACAUGACAACCCACUUCUGCUCAGCCUGCUCCGUCGCGCGAAGCAAAGCCUUAUCGACGUGUGCAAGGCCUUUCUUGACUUUCAGGCUAUUAGCAUCGUCCCUGUGAGAAGCUGGGGCAUGGUACACAGCGCCUUGAGCUCAGCUCUCUUACUGUCCGUGAUUGAAGAGACACGUCAGGAUCCGUACGUUUGCGAUCUCCAGGGCAGGGUAUUGCGGGUCUUUUCGAGACACGCGCAGGCUGUUGAGUCGGCGCAGAGAAACGGCGAAAACCAGCCAGAACAACAGCAGUGGCUCUCGAGCGGGCAUAUGCAUGCACUCCUGACCUGUCAGCGUGCGUUGCAAGCUCACCAUUCAACCUCACUUGAGGGGACGCAGCGAGCUCCUGCCGGGGUCCCUGUUCAAGCGCCGCUUGAGCCUUGCUUACAGCCACUCAUGUCCGCCAAUGGCGCAUUCUUUGACUCUUCGUCAAUGAUUGAAGACGGACUGUCCUUCGAUUUUGAGUGGCUCAACGGAGAGAGCAUGCAAGUAUCUCCCAUGGCACAAUUGGAUAUGAUUUUGAAUGAGAUGAAUGAACGCCCAACUGCUGCGGGAACACGGAAUUCAUGA
Thyridium curvatum is the source of this 2151-nucleotide messenger RNA. RefSeq lists its product as uncharacterized. Gene Ontology annotation, molecular function: DNA binding; zinc ion binding; carboxy-lyase activity. The coding region runs from base 1 to 2151 and encodes 716 amino acids. NCBI's taxonomy places the organism in Eukaryota, Fungi, Ascomycota, Sordariomycetes, Thyridiales, Thyridiaceae. The record is from RefSeq and is a predicted model, not a curated record. The transcript has 5 exons. Gene Ontology annotation, biological process: regulation of DNA-templated transcription; DNA-templated transcription.